UUCAUUACUUGAUGUUUGAGGUUAGUUUAAUGAAAAACAAAAACUUGUCAAUAUUUAAAAUUAUAAACAUUCCGUUUAAAGUGUAAUCGAUGAUUAAUUAUUUAAUAAAUUAAGUUCUUAAAAAGGGAUAUAGAAAUGUCGAAAAAUAAGCUAAAUUUAACUCUUCCCCCGGGUUCCAUAGAUCAAACUCCUUCUGUUACACCAACAAGUGUACCAUUUCAGGAAGCCUCGGGGGCCAGUAAUUUAGUUCGCAAAUCCAGUAUCGAUAACCUAACCGCGCGCCUCGAAGAGCUGGAUAUGGACGACAUGCAACGGAAACGGAUUGAAGUGUUCCUAUGUCAGAAAGAAAAAAUUGGGGAGCUUAGCGAAGAUGAUUUUGAAAAGUUAGGCGAACUGGGAUCUGGAAAUGGCGGUGUCGUUAUGAAAGUUCGUCACAAAUCAAGUCGUCUUAUAAUGGCACGAAAAUUAAUUCACUUGGAAGUGAAACCGGCUAUUAAAAAACAGAUUAUACGUGAACUAAAAGUUUUGCACGAGUGUAAUUUUACGCACAUCGUCGGGUUUUACGGCGCAUUUUAUAGUGACGGUGAAAUUAGUAUUUGUAUGGAGUACAUGGAUGCCGGAUCUUUAGAUUUGAUUUUAAAGAAAGCGGGCCGAAUACCUGAAAAUAUUUUAGGCAAAAUCACUUCGGCCGUUCUGAAAGGCCUAAGUUAUUUACGUGAUAAGCACGCCAUAAUGCAUAGAGAUGUAAAGCCCAGCAACAUUUUGGUGAAUAGUUGCGGUGAUAUUAAGAUAUGUGAUUUUGGAGUUUCUGGUCAACUAAUCGAUUCUAUGGCAAAUUCGUUUGUUGGUACCAGAAGUUAUAUGUCUCCUGAACGACUGCAAGGGACACAUUAUUCAGUACAGAGUGAUAUUUGGUCCUUAGGUUUAUCAUUAGUAGAAAUGGCCAUUGGCAUGUACCCAAUUCCGCCACCCGACACCAAGACAAUUUCUGCAAUAUUUGGAUUACACGAUGGGGAUUCACCAAGUCAUUCGAAUGGCCCACGCCCUAUGGCCAUAUUUGAAUUAUUAGAUUAUAUUGUAAAUGAACCACCACCGAAAUUACCUUCGGGAUUCUUUAGCUCCGAGUUUAAGGAUUUUGUUGAUCACUGUUUAAAGAAGCAUCCAGAUGAACGUGCCGAUUUAAAAACUUUGAUGAACCACGAAUGGAUCAGAAAGUCAGAGUCUGAAAAUGUCGAUAUAGCCGGAUGGGUUUGUCGAACAAUGGAAAUCGAACCAAAUUCCAAUCACAGGUUUAAGCAAGUAUUUUAAACAGUGUCGAGAAAACUACAGAGAAUUCCUUCAGAGUACCCGAUUUUCCAGGCAAAUAGUUGAGAUUUAUUUAUGUGGAAUACAAGAUGCCUCAUUUAAAUGAAACAUCAAUUAAUCUAUAUUGAUCUUUUACUCAAAUGAUGCAUCUGGUACCGUUUCUAUUGUUACUUAAUACUUCCCGUAACUGUUGAUGUAAUUUUAUUAACAAGUUAUUGAAUUAUAUUAAAAUUCGCGCUGUGUUUGUUUUUCACUACAUCACAUAUUUCAAUUUGUGUUCAAAUCAGUAAUUAUAUCGAGAAUAUAAUAGGAAAUAAUGAGAUAAUGCUGUAUCUUUAGGUUGUAAAAUAGGUGUAUCUCUUUAGUUUGAAUUUCUUGACGUUUACUUAGACCUAGUGCUUGAAUGAAUGUAUGUACCUCAUUAUGUUCUAUUAUACUGUAUCUUAUAAUGCAAGGAAUACUGUUAAUGUAUAAGCUGGGCACAACUAAUCCAUAGUAAAGUGCCACGUACUCUUAACUGUCGAACAAAUAAUAUACGGUUUGCAGCUAGUGAUGUUAAGUGAAAACUAUAUAAAAUAAAUGUAUUUUAUUGAAA
Messenger RNA from Photinus pyralis (common eastern firefly), 1900 nucleotides. It is a transcript of the gene Dsor1, whose product is annotated as dual specificity mitogen-activated protein kinase kinase dSOR1. Gene Ontology annotation, molecular function: ATP binding; protein kinase activity. Gene Ontology annotation, biological process: protein phosphorylation. The record is from RefSeq and is a predicted model, not a curated record. Lineage: Eukaryota; Metazoa; Arthropoda; Insecta; Coleoptera; Lampyridae. The transcript is spliced from 5 exons. The coding region runs from base 136 to 1308 and encodes 390 amino acids.